Messenger RNA from Cornus florida, 1416 nucleotides. Its product is annotated as protein DETOXIFICATION 53-like. Gene Ontology annotation, biological process: xenobiotic detoxification by transmembrane export across the plasma membrane. The record is from RefSeq and is a predicted model, not a curated record. NCBI's taxonomy places the organism in Eukaryota, Viridiplantae, Streptophyta, Magnoliopsida, Cornales, Cornaceae. Bases 1 to 1416 code for a protein of 471 amino acids. The transcript has a single exon. Gene Ontology annotation, molecular function: antiporter activity; xenobiotic transmembrane transporter activity. Gene Ontology annotation, cellular component: membrane.
AUGUGUGUUUUGGUGAUACAAAUUAAGCAGGUUGCAGAAGAGUUGGUAUUGUUUGGGAAGAGUACAUGCCCAAUAUUGAUGACAACCCUAUUUAUGCAUUCAAAGGUGGUCAUUUCCAUGCUUUUCUUGGGUCGUAUGGGGAAAAUUGACUUGGCUGGAGGGUCUCUUGCAAUGGCAUUUGCAAAUAUUACAGGAUUCUCAGUCCUCAAGGGCUUAUCACUAGGGAUGGAUCCCAUUUGUUUUCAAGCCUACGGCGCCAAAAGAUGGUCAGUUCUCAGCCAGACUUACCUAAAGACUUUCCUUCUCCUCUUAUUUGCAUCAAUUCCCAUCUCAAUCUUAUGGCUAAAUAUCGAAUCAGUCUUCCUCCGGUUAGGCCAGGAUGUGGUCAUCACAAAAGUAGCCGAAGAAUACCUAGUUUUCGCCAUUCCUGAAUUGAUAGGCCAUGCUCACCUCAAUCCAUUAAGGUCAUUUUUGAGGACUCAGAGCAUUAAUUCACCCAGCACAAUGGCUGCCACUUGUGCUACUCUCCUCCACCUCCCCAUCAAUUACAUUCUCGUCACAUAUCUGAAUUUAGGGGUGAAGGGCAUUGCCUUGGCUUCUUUUUGCUUUAUAUUUAACAUGAACAUUGGAUUGCUAGCAUAUCUUGUGCUGUCAAAAGUACCACUGAAACCAUGGAUCGGGGCAACAAUUAUCUCCACAUUUCAAGGUUGGAGGCCACUGCUAAGUAUAGCAUUGCCUAGUGUGUGCUCUGUGUGCUUGGAAUGGUGGUGGUAUGAGAUUAUUUUGUUCCUGAGUGGCUUAUUGGGCAAUCCCCAAUCUUCUGUGGCUGCAACUGGCAUUAUGAUACAAACAACAGGCCUACUAUAUGCAUUCCCAUAUUCCCUGAGUUCGAGUAUAUCACAACGUGUUGGGCACGAGUUGGGGGCUUGCCAACCUGUCCGCGCCCAAUUGGCAGCCAUGGUUGGGCUCGCCAUUGGAAUGGCUUAUGGACUUGCAGCCUUUGGGUCGACUGUUGCUGUGAGGUCUGUUUGGGGGAAAUUGUAUAGUAAAGACUCUCAGAUUCUUGAAUUGGUGUCGAUGGCACUACCAAUCAUGGGGCUUGCUGAAGUUGGGAAUGCCCCUCAAACAGCUGCCUGUGGUGCCCUCACAGGGUCUGCCAGGCCUAAAGUUGGGGUUCGUGUAAAUAUUGCCGCGUUUUACUUCAUUGGGUUGCCGGUUGCUGUUUUACUAGCAUUCAAAUUCAAAAUAGGUUACCGGGGACUAUGGUGGGGACUAGUAGCGGCUCAGGGUGCAUGUGCAUCCAUGAUGGUAUACACCUUAAUUCAAACCGAUUGGAGGUACCAAGUUAAGAGGGCAGAGGAGCUGACUCUGGCUGCUGGAGACAAGGAUGAUGUAGAAAUGAAUUUAGUGCCUUAG